Molecule: messenger RNA, 1336 nt
Organism: Corythoichthys intestinalis (scribbled pipefish)
Lineage: Eukaryota; Metazoa; Chordata; Actinopteri; Syngnathiformes; Syngnathidae
Gene: cnih1
Product: cornichon family member 1
Exons: 6
Coding region: 158-640 (160 amino acids)
Biological process (GO): endoplasmic reticulum to Golgi vesicle-mediated transport
Cellular component (GO): endoplasmic reticulum membrane; COPII-coated ER to Golgi transport vesicle
Source: RefSeq, a predicted model, not a curated record
CGUAACAGAGCAGAGAAGAAGAAACACAUUGAGGACAGCUUGGGGCUGUGUCGGAGGAGCUAAGCUCUUUGCGAGGGCUUCUUUCCUGGCUGCUGCUUCCUGCAUCAUCUACUGACCAGGCAGGAACCGACGUGCCGAACCGCAGCGGAGGGGCACAAUGGCGUUCACGUUCGCGGCCUUUUGUUACAUGUUGGCGUUACUGCUUACAGCGGCGCUCAUCUUCUUCGCUAUUUGGCACAUAAUCGCGUUCGACGAGCUGAAGACGGAUUACAAGAAUCCUAUAGAUCAGUGUAACACAUUAAAUCCAACAGUUGAAAAGGUCAAAAAGAUAAAACGAGUCAAAAUUGCCCUGAAGCUGGUGCUCCCAGAGUAUCUCAUUCACUUCUUCUUCUGCGUCAUGUUCUUCUGCGCCGCCGAGUGGCUGACGCUCGUCCUCAACCUGCCGUUGCUGGCCUACCACGUCUGGAGGUACAUGAGCCGGCCCGUAAUGAGCUGUCCGGGACUAUACGACCCGACGACCAUCAUGAAUGCCGACAUCCUGGCGUACUGUCAGAAGGAAGGCUGGUGCAAGCUGGCUUUCUACCUCCUCUCUUUCUUCUACUAUCUCUAUGGCAUGAUCUACGUUUUGGUGAGCUCCUAAAGUGGCGAGCGUAAAUCACGAUGGCAAAACGGGUCGGGAAACUUGGACCUCGGAGCUGUGUGAUCUUACACACACUCACACACCCACACAAACAUACACUCUCAAGGAAGCAGCUGGAGAUUGCCACAAUCGGCUACACCAGACGCCAUCUUGAAUCUCCGGGGGGCUGACGGCGUAACAUUUUAGGAACCAGAAAAGGACGAUUUUGUUAGUUUUCUUCCGUCGACUCUCAUUUUAGCCUCGGCGGCGGUUCGGGGUUGCUCGUCACCAACCUAGAGUUUGACAAACUAGUUAUUUUCCCAUGUUUUGAGGAAAUGUACAUUUUCUCCCUCUGAUAGUGUUUAAAAUGUGCGUGAGACCAAUUUCGAGGGUAAACUGAACAACGCAGUGAUAUACUCAGUGCAACCUAGUUUGUCACUUCCCUAAGGAAUUACGAAUUGAGCUAUGUUGUUUGUGUACUGUACUUUAUUUGGCCCAUCCCUCCACCCCUUUGUUUUUGUGUUAUAUUUUGUAUUUGGACAUCACCAGCACUCCUCCAUACUUUAGUCACUAGCAAUGCCAUGUUUGACAUUUGUGUACGUUAUGUUCAAAAACAGGGUUUAAUGGUCACGUACCUAAAUUGUCACAUCCCCAAAAUGUUAAGACUUGACCACUUGAGUUCAUACGACAACAAUAAAAUCAUCCCACUCUGUUUUA